UUGAUUCAAAUAUAAACUAUAGGGGUAAUUCCGAAAACAAGAAAAACUAAAGGGGUAUAAAUAAAAUACAAUUUAAUAAGAAGCAGCAUAUUGUAAAGAAAGCGGUCGUCGUCGUCGUCUUUUCUCGUCGGAAGCUAUCAAAAAAGAAUCGGCAGAGCCUCUCUCGCUUCUCUUUGCAUUCACCGACUCACUACGAUCUUAAAGUGGAGUUACCAAGAUGGCGUAUGAACUAACUGAGCAAAAGAAAGUUGGGUUAGGCCUGAUUGGCUUUGGUUUAUCAUUUUCGUUUCUUGGUGUCAUCUUGUACUUUGACAGAGGUUUGCUCGCUCUUGGAAACUUGUUUUGGUUGAUAGGUGUUGGGCUUUUACUUGGUUGGCAGUCAACUUGGAGACUAUUCACCAACGUUAACAACUUGAAGGGCACAGUCUGUUUCGUGCUUGGACUCUUUCUUAUAUUUGUACGUUGGCCAAUAAUAGGCAUUAUCCUUGAGACAUAUGGUUGCAUUGUCCUAUUCGGCGGAUUUUGGUCAACGGUAAAGAUGUUCCUGUCCCAGAUUCCUUUUGUUGGAUGGAUGAUUCAGUAUCCUCUCAUGGUUCUUGAGCAACUUGUACGAGGUUCUCGUUGAAAAAGAUACAUAAUCUCAAUCCCAUCUCUUCAGCCUCUUCAAAAAGCUUCUCUAGAAUUCCAAAACAACUGUUGCUUUACUUUUUUUGUUUUCUUUUAGAAAUAGAAUCAAAUCCUUUUACGUUCCUUUUUUUUGGGACAUGACAGAGACUUUGCUCUGUUUCACAUUCUAACUUUCUUUCUAUAUGUAUAUCCAAAAAAGUAGUUAUAUCUUUAAAUCGUUUUUUUUUCUCA
This is a messenger RNA of Brassica rapa (field mustard), 858 nucleotides long. RefSeq names its product vesicle transport protein GOT1. Gene Ontology annotation, biological process: endoplasmic reticulum to Golgi vesicle-mediated transport; retrograde transport, endosome to Golgi. The record is from RefSeq and is a predicted model, not a curated record. NCBI's taxonomy places the organism in Eukaryota, Viridiplantae, Streptophyta, Magnoliopsida, Brassicales, Brassicaceae.